GCUGUGCUUAAACUGCCAGACACAAAGAGCACUAUCCGGACAGCUUGGAGAUAUGGACAAAAUGACCCCUCCUGUACUUUCGAAAUCAUCACCCAAACUAUCAACUGCUCCUCAGAGCCAGGCUAAACCUGCUGAGUCAACUCACCAACAGAAGACUCCAACAAGACCUGUUCAGACGCUGGAGAAAACAAAAAAAGAUCCAGAAAUUCAGAAGGAAGAUCCAAAGCUUCAACAGGUCAAGUUAGCAAAGGCAAUUUCUGCUGAUAAAAUCCAAGAGAGUGUUCCUAAGGAUGAUUCAAAGCCUCAGCAAGAAAAGUUGGCAAAAGCAGCAUCUUCUGAUCAAAUUCGAAAAGAAGAGCCAAAACUGACCAUGAAGCCAUCUGCUGAUAAGAUUUCAGAAGAUAUUCGAAAGAAAGAGCCAAAGGCAGAUGUGUCAAAAAUAUCGGAUAACAUUCAGAAGAAAGAUCUAAAAUUUCAAGAGAUAAAAUUGGUCAAAACUCCAUCUGCUGAUCAGAUUCGGAAGGAAGAUCCAAAGAUCCAGCAGGUGAAAUUGGUCAAAACUCCAUCUGCUGAUCAGAUUCGGAAGGAAGAACCAAAGAUUCAGCAGGCGAAAUUGGCAAAAACAAUAUCAGCUGAUCAAAUUCAGAAAGAAGAUUCAAAGUUCCAGCAGAUGAAAUUGGCAAAAACACCAUCUGCUGAACAGAUUCGGAAGGAUGUUCAAAAGGAAUAUCCAAAACUUCAGCAAGAAAAAAUGACAACAGUACUCUCAGAUGGUGAAAUUAAGAAAGUUGAUUCAAAAUUUCAGCAGGCAAAACUGGCCAAAAUACCAUCCACUGAUCAAAUUCACAAGGAAGACUCAAAACUACUUCAAUCAAAAAUCGUGAAGGCAACCUCUGCUGAUCUUCUUCGAAAGGACGAUCGGAAAAUUCAGGAGGAAAAACUAGUAAAGGCACCUAUGAUGGAUUUAACUUCUUCCAAGACCAGUAGUGAUCAGACACAGUUGGCAAGAACAUUGGAGGAUGGUACCAAGUUUCCACUCUCACAAGAAUUAUCCACAUUUUCUGAGACCAAACAUAAACCAAUAGAGGAACAAUUUACUGAAGGAAAGCUGGAAGCCAAAGUGCUUCCAGAAAAAAGGAAGCAGGAAAAUUUGAAAAAGGAGGAUUCAGUAAUGGAUAUUCCAGAAACCAUCUCCAAAGAUCAAAAAUCUCAAAAAGAAGAAAUCUCAGCUCUGCCAAUAUCAUUGCCAAAGCCUGAUCAUGUGGAAAUGCUGAGAGAAAAAGCAGAGAAAGAAGAUGACAAAUCAGAUACAUCAAGCUCGCAUCAGCAAAAAAGUCCACAAGGUCUAAGUGACACUGGAUACUCGUCUGAUGGAAUCUCAAGUUCUCUUGGUGAAAUUCCCAACCUCAUUCAAAGUGAUGAAAAGGAAGUGCUGAAAGAAGCUUAUAAAAAGGAAACUCUUUCACAGGAAAGUAGCCCAACCAGUCCCUCAGAUCUUGCUAAGCUAGAAAGCACUGUUUUGUCAAUUUUGGAAGCUCAAGCAAGUACUCUUGCUGAAGAAAAGUCUAGAAGGACCAAAGACCUUUAUAGUGUUUAUAGUGAAGAGACAAAAGACUCACAUAAAACAAAGCCCCUGCCGAUCACACCAGAAUCUUACAGUUCAGAUGAAGAAGAUUUGGCAAAACAAAAUAUUCAUGGAAAAGAUGCAGGAGCUCCUGAAGAAGGCAGUAAACAAACUGUAGCAUCUCGGAAGGGGUACAAACAGCAGGCAGAGCUAACAGAAGAUGCAUCAACCAGGAGGCAACGUUACGACUCUGUAGAAGAUAGCAGUGAAAGUGAGAAUUCGCCUGUUCCACAAAGAAAAAGACGGACUAGUGUUGGCUCUUCAAGCAGUGAUGAAUAUAAAGCAGAAGACAGCCCCGGUUCAGGCGAUGAUGAAGAUUUCAUUCGAAAACAGAUCAUGGAGAUGAGUGCUGAUGAAGAUGCUUCAGGUUCUGAAGAUGAUGAAUUCAUCAGGAAUCAGCUGAAAGAAAUCAGUACCAAUGAAAGUCAGAAGAAGGAAGAAGUUAAAAGUAAAAAAGGAACUGGUGGAAAACAUAAGAGGAUGACACGCAAAAGUAGCACAGGCUAUGAAGAUGAUGCUAGCAGACGCCAUUCUUGGCAUGACGAUGACGAUGAAACAUUUGAUGAAAGCCCAGAAACAAAAUACAGGGAAACAAAAAGUCAGGACAGUGAAGAAAUUUCUGUAACUGGAGGAGGAGGUCUCCGUCGUUUCAAAACUAUAGAACUUAACAGUACAAUAACGAAUAAAUAUUCUGAGGAAUCUGAACAGCCGAAGAGAAGUCUUUAUUUUGAUGAAGAACCAGAGUUAGAGAUGGAGAGUCUCACUGACUCACCAGAGGAUAGGUCAAGGGGAGAAGGAUCUUCGAGUUUGCAUGCCUCCAGUUUCACUCCAGGUACAUCUCCUACAUCUGUGUCUUCCCUUGAUGAAGACAGUGACAGCAGUCCCAGUCACAAAAAAAUGGGUGGAGAAAGUAAGCAGCAGCGGAAAGCCAGACAUCGGACACAUGGUCCUCUUCUUCCAACUAUUGAAGAUUCUUCUGAAGAAGAGGAACUUAGGGAGGAGGAAGAACUGCUCAAAGAGCAAGAGAAACAGCGUGAACUUGAGCAACAGCAAAGGAAGACCUCUAGCAAAAAAUCUAAGAAGGACAAGGAUGAGCUUAGAGCCCAGAGAAGAAGAGAACGGCCAAAGACACCACCAAGUAAUCUUUCUCCUAUUGAGGAUGCUUCUCCAACAGAAGAAUUGCGCCAGGCAGCAGAAAUGGAGGAACUACAUCGAUCUUCCUGUUCCGAAUAUUCACCAAGUAUUGAGUCAGAUCCUGAAGGUUUUGAAAUCAGUCCAGAAAAAAUCAUCGAAGUGCAGAAGGUUUAUAAGUUGCCUACAGCUGUCUCUUUAUAUUCUCCCACAGAAGAGCAGCCUGUUGGCUUUGUCAAAGAAGACAGCAGUCAAAAGAGUUUAAGAAGUGCUGAAGAGGUAUAUGAAGAAAUCCUGCACACCUCCCACAAAGCCAAGCCAUUUCCAGAUGCAAAUGAAAAAGAUGAAGUGUUUGAAAAGGAGCCUUUAUAUGGCGGCAUGCUAAUAGAAGACUAUAUUUAUGAAUCUUUAGUAGAAGAUGCUUACAGUGGGGCUAUGGAGACGAGCCUCAUAACAAAGCAAGAUGAGUGUGAUGACUUUAGCCAACAGAAAGACAAAGAGAGAAAAACAAAGCCUUCAGAUGUGAUAUAUGGAGAACCUAUGCAAAAAUCUACAGACAUACAAAAAGACUAUUAUAGGAUAGAGCCUUUGCAUUCAAUUAUGCCCCAAGAAGACAUUGUGUCUAGCUCUUACAUCAUGCCAGAAAGUCAUGAGAUAAUCGUAUUGGAUAGUGUGGCACCAGCUUCAUGUGAUGAAAAGCAGCUGCUGAAUGCAGAUGCCGCUUAUGAGGAACUUAUGAAGCGGCAAAGAAUGCAGUUGACCCCUGGUUCCAGUCCUACUCAGCCAACUCCUGAGUUGAUUUCUGUCUCAGAUACGAAGACAAGCACAUCUGGAGAGGCUUCACUGACGUCAAGCACUACUUCAGCAGUGUCAGACAUAUCUUCAGUGAGCUCUGUAGUGUUUCCCAUCCCAGAUGUUAAAAUUACUCAGCACUUUACAACUGAAGAAAUAGAAGAUGAAUAUGUCACAGAUUAUGCCCGGGAGAUUGAAGAAAUAAUUUCUCAUGAAACAUCCAUAUUGACGUAUUCAGAGGCCUCAGAAAGUGCCACCUCUGUUUUACCAUCAGAUACAUCUUCCCUUACAUCAUCUACAUCUUCAGUUUACACCACUGGUAGUUCCUCGCCUGUGGCUGGACCAGAUGGAAUGGCUUCAGGUUACAUAGAAACAGUGGAUGCUAUUAGCAAGUUAUCAGAUUCUGAAGGAACCAGUUCGUUGACCCAGGUUCAUAUAAGUUCCAGAAAAGAGAACUCUGAACCUACUGUGCUCCCCUCUAAGGAGACACUUGUAGCUAAAAGUGUAUCUCACAGGCAUCAGGUGGUGGUUCCUCUGCCUGAAAUUGACUCCUUUGCGUCAACAUCUGUAGAAACAAAGCAGAAGCCCUUUGCUGCCUUGGAAACAUUCCCUUCAGAAGAUGACCAAGCAAGAACAAUUGUGGCGAAGUUUGAUGUUGUGAAGGGGCUUUAUGAAAAUGAACAGGCAAGAGUCCCUGUUAGCAUAACGACAAAAGGUUUAACACAUGCUAUGUCUGACCAGAGAUUUACAUCUACAGUUUCAGUUUCAGAACCAGCACCAGUAUUAUCCUCUGUUACUUCUACUAUGUCUGUGUUGCCAUCUGCAGCUUCUGCAGCUCCCACUAUUGCAUCCAAAACAACCUCCUUUUUCAGAAGCUCUUCCUUAGACUCUCCUGCUCAGCCAUCUGUACCACUACCUCCCCCUCCACCACCACCACCACCACCUCCCCCUCCACCACCUCCACCACCUAUUCUGCCUAAGCCAGCUAUGUAUCCUAAAAAGAAGCCACUGGCUAAGGCUCCAGUAACAACACCUCCCACCCUGGUACCAUCUGUCAUCAGUGUCAAAACAGUACAGACAACAUCUGCCACAAAAACCAGUGCACCACCUGUCACAAAAAUAUACACUGCAACACCUCCUCCUGUCCCACCCAAACCAGCUUCAAUUCCAGCAGGACUCGUGUUCACACACAGACCUGCUGAAGUAAUAAAGCCUCCUAUUGCUCCCAAACCAGCCAUUCCUCAGUUACCAACAACUAUCCAUAAACUAGCAGAAAUACAGCCAAAGCCAGCCGGUUUGCCUUUAACCAGCAGUAUGACUUUGAACUUAGUUUCCCCUGCUGAGUACAAGUUGACAUCCCCGACAUCCCCAUUGUCUCCACAUUCUAAUAAAACUUCCCCAAGGUUGUCCAAAUCCUCUCAGGAAACCUAUGUUGUUAUCACCUUGCCCUCUGAACCUGGAACUCCGACAGAGUCUAUUACCAGCCAGGCAAUCACCACUUGGCCUUCAGGAUCACCCCUUAAGGAACAGGCUCCUCAAAUUGUGCAACCCUUUUUCACUCCAUCGAUGAGUUCUCUGCAAAUGCAAAGCAUAGCUGAUCAAAGCAGGUAUGUUCCAAGUGCUUUGCAAACUAUUUCUUCUAUGCCUAUCACUGCACGGCCAUUUUUUGAGAUAGUCCCUAGUUCAGCAACAGAGUUAAUAACAACAGAGGUGGCCAGGACUACAGUGUCUUUGGUCAAAAAUGCCGGCUUAGGUAGUGUUUCCAUAACUAUACCCCCUGAACCGGCACAUAUAAUAGAAACACCCAGAUAUAGAGAGAAUGGAAGAUUCCAUGUCUUUGGCGAUGUUAUUGAUCUUCGCACCUUGACAAAAAUGGACAUUGAAAGUACAGACAGCUGUAUGGACCUUUCUUCUGCUCCAGCAGAUAUAAGAAGGCAAAUUAUGACAAGUGACACUUCUGGGCGGCCAGUAAGCACUGUUCAACCAGCUAUCAUAAAUCUUAGUACUGCAUCAACAGCUGAUCCCUCCUUAGCUCCAAUCUCUGAAACAAUUACAAUAGUGACUGGUACAACUACUGUAAGUUAUUCUACAAGUACAGAAAGUCUUGUAGAUCUGGGGCAUGCAAUGACAACUCCACUGCAGCUAACAACUUCAAAACACUUUGAGCCUGGACCUAGGAUAACAGGUAGCCCGGCACUCUCUGCAGACAGAGAUGAAGUGCCAAUAAAUCUGUCGUUUAGUACUCCGGCAAAUGCAGUUACAUGGGCCACUACAAAGCCUGUUACUGUACCUCCUGUGGGCGUAACCAAUGGUUGGACUGAUGCGUCCACUGUCCAUGAAUCAAUGGAGAGUGGAGUAGUUGACCUCAGCACCGCAAAAUCCCACAGAACUAUGGUGGCCGUGGAUGAAACAACUUUGGGAACUGUUACCACUGUAAUAGAAGACGAUGAAAAACCUGUGGACCUGACUGCAGGGAGAAGGGCUGUUUGUUGUGAUGUGAUUUAUAAGUUACCAUUUGGCAGGAGCUGUACAGCUCAAGCACCUGCAACAACGUUACCUGAAGAUCGUUUUGGUUACAGAGAUGACCACUAUCAGUAUGACCGCUCAGGGACCUAUAGUUAUAGAGGAAUUGGGGGUAUGAAACCUUCAAUGUCAGAUACCAAUUUAUCAGAAGCUGGACUUUUUCUGUACAAAACCAAGAAUACAUUUGAGUACCAAGUUGGGGCAACUGAUGUAGCAGUAGACUUAACCUCUGGCAGAGUAACGACAGGUGAAAUUGUGGAUUACUCAAGCAAGAUUACUGGUCCUUAUCCAGAGACUCGGCAAGUGAUUUCUGGCAUUGGGAUCAGUGCGCCUCAGUAUUCCCAAGCAAGAAUAGUGUCAUCUCUAGGAUCUCCAUAUGGCCUUGGAAGUGUUUUAAGAUCAUCCAAUGGGAUUGUUUAUUCAUCAGUGGCGACUCCAGUCCCAUCUACGUUUGCUAUCACCACUCAGCCUGGUUCUAUUUUCAGCACUUCGGUCAGAGACCUGUCUGCUCUUCAUACAGUUGACACAAUGCCCUCAUUAUCAAACUUGCAACAGACCCAGGCACUUCCAAGAUCAUACAAUUUCUUGACAACUGCAGCCUCUGAAAAAGAUGGUGCAAUUACUGGUAUUGACAUUGACCCAGGGUUGCAACCUCUCCCUUUAGAAGCUAUUACCACUGAGCCAACCAACUUGAUGCCUGUCUUCACCACAGCUUCUGAAGCUUUUGUAGAUGUAAUUGAGGAUGAAGCUACACUCCUCAUGGCCCCUGAAGAAGGCAAACAACAGCAUCUUGAUUUAGAACGUGAGUUGCUAGAGCUUGAAAAACUGAAGCAGCAGCGCUUUGCAGAGGAACUGGAGUGGGAACGUCAAGAAAUACAGAGGUUCAGAGAACAGGAGCAGUUCAUGGUUCAAAAAAAGCUGGAGGAAUUGCAUUCUAUGAAGCACCACCUUCUGUAUCAGCAAGAAGAAGAGAGGCAGGCUCAGUUCAUGAUGAGACAGGAAACGCUAGCUCAGCAGCAACUACACAUUGAACAAAUCCAGCAGCUUCAACAGCAGCUUCAUCAGCACUUAGAAGAGCAAAAAAUACACCAGAUCUAUCAAUAUAAUUAUGAUCCUUCUGGAACUGUGUCCCCACAAACAACCACAGAUCAAGUUAUGCUUGAAGGUCAGUAUGCUGCAGCCGACAACCAGUUUUGGACUGGUGAUGAAGCCACCACCACUGCAUCUGCUGUACUGGGGAUUGAAAUUCCACAGAGCCAAGCCUGGUACACUGUUCAGUCAGAUGGUGUUACUCAAUACAUUCCCAGGCCUGGCAUGCUAAGUUCCGUUUCAGAGAUGUCUCUCAAAGACAUUGAUGUGAAAGAAGAAAAACAGCUGAAAAAGAGAAGCUCUAUGCCAAAGCUGCGUGGCCAAUAUGAGGAACUUGGUGAAGCCAUGGAAGAAGAGCCUAGGUGUCUUAAAAAGAUAGUGGAGAGUGGAGUUCAAACUGAUGAUGAGGACAAUGCAGACAUGGGCUACGCAGACAGGAGACGGAGAACUAAAAAGAGUGUUGACACAAGCGUUCAGACGGAUGAUGAGGACCAAGAUGAAUGGGAUCCUACCAACAGAUCAAGGAGGAAGACCCGUGUGGGGAAAUAUGAAGGUACCACUGAGGUGGAAAAGUCUAAGCCUUUUUCCAAAGUCUCCAGUAUUGCGGUGCAGACUGUGGCAGAGAUUUCUGUACAAACAGAGCCUGUAGGGACAAUAAGGACCCCGUCAGUAAGGGCCCAGUUGGAUGCAAAGAUAGAAAUAAUAAAACACAUUUCAGCUCCAGAAAAGACAUACAAAGGAGGAAGUUUGGGAUGUCAGACAGAAACAGAUUCAGACACCCAAAGCCCCCCAUACAACACAGCCACCUCCCCUCAGAAAGAUAAAAAGCGCCCCACACCAUUAGAAAUCGGUUAUUCAUCCCAUCUCCGACCAGAACCCACACUUCAGGUAGCCCCUUCCCCUCCCAAAUCCCCCAAAGUUCUCUAUUCUCCCAUUUCACCUGUUUCUCCGGCUGCAGUGAUAGAGUCAGCCUUUGUACCUUAUGAAAAGCCUAUUGCUGAAGACAUUAGUCCUCAGAAGGUUCUGCACGCUGAUGUCACCAAGAUUCCUCAGCUGAGCCCAAAGUCUGCCAAGGUGAUGCAGCGUUCUUUGUCUGAUCCUAAGCCUCUGAGCCCAACAGCCGAAGACCCUUCCAGAGCUCAUUUCCAGUACACUGAUGGUUUCCUGACUAAGGGAUCUCCAAGUGCAGCAGCAUCAGGAAUGCAAAAGAAGGUCAAGAGGACUCUGCCCAACCCACCUCCAGAAGAUGUUGCAGUAGGAACACAAUCUGCCUUCACCACUGUGGGCUCAGUUUCACGUCGAAGGAUCUGUAGAAGCAAUACCAUGGCAAGAGCUAAAAUCCUUCAGGAUAUAGACAGAGAACUGGAUCUGGUAGAACGAGAGUCAGCCAAGCUUCGGAAGAAGCAAGCAGAGCUAGAUGAGGAAGAGAAAGAAAUAGAUGCAAAACUUCGGUAUCUAGAAAUGGGCAUCAAUCGACGAAAAGAAGCAUUGCUAAAAGAAAGAGAAAAGAGAGAGCGUGCCUACCUUCAGGGAGUAGCAGAGGAACGUGAUUAUAUGUCUGACAGUGAAGUCAGCAGCGCCAGGCCUACCAGGAUAGAAUCUCAGCAUGGCUUGGAAAGGCCACGGACUGCACCCCAAACAGAAUUUGACCAAUUUAUACCCCCACAGACCCAACCAGAAACUCAGUUUACAACUCCUACAAGUCCUUAUACUCAGUAUCAGUACUCUUCGCCUGCCCUUCCUACUCAAGCACCAAGUCAGUACACCCAGCAGUCCCAUUACCAGCAGCAGCAGCCUUUAUAUCAACAGCAGGUUUCUCCUUAUCAGACCCAGUCUGCAUUCCAAACUGUGGCAACCAUGUCCUUCACACCCCAAGCCCAGCCACCGCCAACCCCACAGCCUUCCUAUCAGCUCUCAUCACAGUUGAUGGUGAUCCCACAAAAAACCAGGCAAACUUCAUUAUACCUGGAGCCCAAGAUAACAACCAACUAUGAUGUGAUUCGCAAUCAGCCUCUCAUGAUAGCACCUGCAUCUUCUGAUAACACUUAUGCAGUGUCCCAUUUAGGUAGUAAAUACAGCACCUUGGACUUAAGGUUGGGGCUGGAUGAAAGAAGCAGCAUGGCCAGUAGUCCCAUCUCGAGCAUAUCUGGUGACUCUUUUUAUGCAGACAUUGACCAUCACGCAUCCCGUAAUUAUGUACUGAUUGAUGAUAUUGGGGACCUUGGUAAAGGAACGUCCUCACUUAGCUCUGCUUAUGGUCUACAUGAGAAGGAUCUGAGCAAAACCGAUAGGCUUCUUCGAACUACUGAGGCCCGGAGGGUGCAAGAAGUCUCAGAUUUCCUCGCACCACUGCAAACAUCUUCUCGAUUGCACAGCUACAUGAAAACUGAGGAAGACCCAAUGGAAGAUCCUUAUGAACUGAAGCUUCUAAAGCAUCAGAUCAAGCAGGAGUUCCGAAGGGGUGCUGAAAGCUUGGAUCACCUGGCAGGCCUUUCACAAUAUUACCAUGCGGAUACAAGCUACAGACAUUUCCCCAAAUCAGAGAAAUAUAGUAUAAGCAGGCUUACCUUAGAGAAACAAGCUGCCAAACAGCUCCCAGCAGCCCUCCUGUACCAGAAGCAGUCAAAACAUAAGAAGGCCUUGAUAGACCCCAAAUUGUCAAAAUUUUCACCCAUUCAGGAAAGCAGAGACCUGGAGCUUGAUUAUUCAAGCUACUUAACUUCCAGCACAUCAUCACUGGGGGGCAUAACCUCCAGAGCGAGGCUACUCCAGGAUGACAUCACAUUUGGGCUUCGGAAAAAUAUCACAGACCAACAGAAGUACAUGGGGCCAACACUGACACAUUCCCUUGGGACAAGCCUUGGGGCUGCACUGAGUGCAACAAUGAGAUCCACCUUGCAAGAUGAUGCUGACAAACCCUACGGCAGUAGCAGCAGAUCCAGGCCUUCUUCCCGUCCAUCUUCAGUCUAUGGGCUUGACUUAUCUCUAAAAAGAGAUUCUUCAAGCUCUUCUUUAAGACUGAAAGCCCAAGAGGCUGAACCACUGGACGUUUCCUUCAGCCAUGCAGCUCCCUCUGGAAGAACUAAACCCACCAGCCUACCUAUAAGUCAGAGUAGGGGACGAAUCCCAAUAGUAGCCCAGAACUCAGAAGAAGAGAGUCCCUUAAGUCCCGUGGGCCAGCCAAUGGGAAUGGCACGAGCUGCAGCUGGGCCAUUGCCACCUAUAUCUGCAGACACUAGGGAUCAGUUUGGAUCAAGCCAUUCAUUGCCUGAAGUCCAACAGCACAUGAGGGAAGAGUCACGUGCUCGAGGCUAUGACCGGGACAUAGCGUUCAUCAUGGAUGACUUCCAGCAUGCCAUGUCAGACAGUGAAGCCUACCACCUGCGCCGGGAAGAAACAGAUUGGUUCGACAAGCCCCGGGAGACUCGUUUGGAGAAUGGACAUGGUUUUGACCGAAGACUGCCAGACAAGCUAGCCCAUUCAAGACCACCAAGUCAGCAUCAAGACCAAAUUAAUGGGAAGCCUAUCCAAUACAUCUUUCCCCAUGCAAGGCUGAAACUACCAAGGGACCCAAAGGAUCACUCAGUUUCAGGCAACGGACUUGGGAUCCGAGUUGUAGGUGGGAAAGAAAUUCCUGGAAUCCAUGGAGAAAUUGGUGCUUACAUUGCUAAGAUCCUACCUGGUGGAAGUGCUGAGCAAACAGGGAAACUUGUGGAAGGGAUGCAGGUCCUGGAAUGGAAUGGCAUUCCCCUGACUGCCAAAACAUAUGAAGAAGUCCAGAGUAUCAUCAGUCAACAGAGUGGGGAAGCAGAAAUAUGUGUAAGACUGGAUCUCAGCAUGCUGUCAGAUGGUGAAAAUCCACAACAUCUAGAUUUGCUUGAGCCAGGAAAGCCUGUGGAUAAAACAAAGUCCCCGGGUGUUGAUCCUAAGCAAUUGGCAGCAGAGCUGCAAAAGGUUUCUCUGCAACAGGCCCCAUUAAUUGCUUCCUCAGCCAUGGAAAAGGGGUCCCAUGCACAUUCUGGCACUGCGUCCGCCACCUCUAGUUCCAUUCCUAGCCCCGGUCAGCCCGGGUCUCCCUCAGUCAGCAAGAAACGGCACAGUAGCAGCAAGCCUACUGAAGUGGCAAAGUCUGGUUCCCAUCCAAUAACUGGAGAAAUUCAGCUUCAAAUCAACUAUGACAAGCACCUUGGUAAUUUGAUCAUUCACAUUCUUCAAGCAAGAAACCUUGCUCCCCGUGACAACAAUGGCUAUUCUGACCCUUUCGUUAAAGUCUAUCUUCUACCAGGAAGAGGCCAAGUUAUGGUUGUCCAGAAUGCAAGUGUCGAGAACAAGAGGAGGACGAAGUAUGUGCAGAAAAGCUUGAAUCCUGAAUGGAACCAGACAGUCAUUUAUAAAAAUAUCUCCAUGGAGCAGCUGAAGAAGAAAACCCUGGAAGUUACAGUCUGGGACUAUGAUAGAUUCUCCUCCAAUGACUUCCUUGGCGAGGUAUUAAUUGAGCUAUCUAGUGCCUCUCAACUGGACAAUACUCCACGGUGGUAUGCUCUGAAGGAACAGAGUGAAAGCAUUGAUCAUGGGAAAUCCCAUUCUGGACAGAGCAGCCAGCAGACCCCAAAACCAUCUGUCAUCAAGAGCAGAAGUCAUGGGAUUUUCCCUGACCCAUCAAAGGACAUGCAGGUGCCCACCAUUGAGAAGUCCCACAGCAGUCCAGGAAGCUCCAAAUCUUCUUCUGAAGGACACCUGCGUUCUCAUGGACCAUCCCGCAGCCAAAGCAAAACCAGCGUCACUCAAACCCACCUUGAAGACGCUGGGGCAGCCAUCGCCGCUGCUGAAGCAGCUGUCCAACAGCUCCGCCUUCAACCAACAGCACAUAAAAGCGGUCAGUCUAAUUAUGCAAGGAAGCAGCACAGACACAGCAUAGCAGGAGUCCUCUCAAUUCAAAGAACUCAGUCUGACAAUCUGCCUCCACCAGCCAGUGACAACAAAGACCAAAGCCAACUAGCCCUCAGAAAAGUGAUGUCCGAUGGACCAGUCAAACCUGAAGGAGCAAGGCCUACCAACCAUCGACCAGGAGAAAGUUCAGUCUCCUCCACUGGUUCAUCAGCCAGUACCUUUGGCAGUGGAUACAGUAUGGAUAGUGAAGGAAGUAGCAGCAGCAGUGCCACCACAGGGGACAAUAAUCUCUUUCCCAUUCCAAGAAUAGGAAAGAUGAACCAGAAUGGGCAAGAUCCAGUGAAGCAGUCAGGAGUGGGAUUAACCGAGGCUGAAGGUAAAACCCAGGUGAUGGGUGAAAUCAAGAUUGCUUUAAAGAAGGAAAUGAAGACUGAUGGAGAACAGCUAAUAGUGGAGAUCCUUCAGUGCAGAAAUAUCACCUAUAAGUUUAAGUCUCCAGAUCACUUACCAGAUCUGUAUGUAAAGCUGUACGUAGUCAACCUCGCAACUCAGAAGAGAGUGAUUAAGAAGAAAACAAGAGUAUGCAGGCAUGACCGAGAACCUUCAUUCAAUGAAACGUUUAGAUUCAGUUUGAGUCCUACCGGACACUCUCUCCAGAUUCUCCUUGUUUCCAAUGGAGGAAAGUUUAUGAAGAAGACCUUGAUUGGUGAGGCCUAUAUCUGGCUUGACAAAGUGGACCUCAGGAAAAGAAUAGUAAACUGGCACAAACUUUUGGUCAGCUCAACACAAACACAUUGAGCGAAGCUGUCUUCUUUGUGCCUUUGCAGAGAAUCUACUUACGUGAUUCCAAGACUCUCCUUUGAUAUUGUGUUUAGCUAGGCCUUCAGAAUAUGAAGUAGAGGGGAAAAACCAAGUUCUGGGCUACUUAGCACACUUUCAUGAGGGCUAGUCAAUAAGUUUUGCUGUAUUUUUAAAAAAAAAUCAGCAAAGAAAAACCCCAACCACUCUAAGCCCAGAAGUUAAGAUAAGUCUGCUUGAAAAAGGAAGAGUGAACUCUGAGGGCUUGGUGAUGUUAGAAUCUUUGUGGCUAUGAAGCAAAAGAACAGCACCCAUGUCCUGGACGGGCGGUGUUAAUGCAGACCAUUUGGAUGCUGCUAGAGGCAGAGUCUGUGAGAGAGCUACCUGGUUCUUGGUGCAAUCAGAAGGGAGAUCAUUUUAUGCAAAAGCACCUAAGGUGACUUUCCAGUUCUCACUUAUUAGAAGACUCAACUGUGUUCUUCUGCACCUCAGAAUAUCUGACUAUUUGCUUUAGUAAGAUCUUGCCCCAGGAGGCAAAUGGUAGAAUAUUUUAUUUUAUUUUAUAUGGUGGCAAUGUUUCUAUUGUGCAUUAUUUUUACUUUAUUAACUAUAUGCUUUGGACUGUAAGUUCAGAAUGAUAAUCUCUGUUCUCCAUGUUAUUAACGUAAAAUUGCCAUCUUGGAAUGUAAAAGUGCAGAAAGCACAUGAAUUGUCAUUUUGGAAAAGGUGAAGAAAUUGGGGGGGGGGGGCAAUUGGCACCAUAUCAUGAAAAGAGAAAUGACACCAGUUGUGUGUAAGAAACUGCAGUUCAGCCUACUUGUUUUGAGUCAGUAGUUUAAAGAAAUUGAGUUGAUUCAAAGGGCUUUCGAGCACUAAGAGGGGUAUUGUUGCCUCACUACCUAUCUGUCUUGCCUUUGUGAACUUCAAGGGAUUGAUGUUUCAAAAUGUCUAGCAUGAAGUAGCUCAUACAUUAGAUCCACAAUGCAAAUGUCUCCCUGGUCA
This is a messenger RNA of Elgaria multicarinata webbii, 13849 nucleotides long. RefSeq names its product piccolo presynaptic cytomatrix protein (gene PCLO). Gene Ontology annotation, cellular component: cytoskeleton of presynaptic active zone; membrane; GABA-ergic synapse. The record is from RefSeq and is a predicted model, not a curated record. Gene Ontology annotation, molecular function: structural constituent of presynaptic active zone; protein binding. Bases 53 to 12847 code for a protein of 4264 amino acids. Lineage: Eukaryota; Metazoa; Chordata; Lepidosauria; Squamata; Anguidae. Gene Ontology annotation, biological process: presynaptic active zone assembly; protein localization to synapse. The transcript has 23 exons.